AUGGCGCGAGAAUACCUCUACCUGGCCUCGUCCGUCCUCAUGGGGACAUAUGUCCUCUGGACGGUGACGGAGACGUACCUCGGCUACAACAACAAACCACAUCUUGCGUCUUCCCACGCCCUCGCGAAACCCAUCAUCGCAGCACUUCUCGCUCUCCCCUCUCUAAUUCUCUAUAAAAAGGCACAGUAUCUUCUGCAAAUGAAGGCUCGUGGUUGCGCCGAAGCCCCCGCGUAUCCACACAAGGACCCUAUCGUCGGCAGCGACUGGGUACGAGCUUCACUUGUAAAGCAGAAAGAGAACACUCUCCUCGAAUGGUGGCAGACGUUGUUCGCCGAUUUGGGGAACACAUGGUGGGUCAAGACGCCCACGACCUGGGUACUCAUGACUUGCGAGCCCGAAAACCUCAAGGCAAUCCUGGCGUCAAACUUCGCGGACUGGCUCAUCAUAGGACCCCGCAGAGAAGCUGUCGCCCCCAUUUUGGGAUAUGAGGCCAUCUUCGCUGCGAAUGGCCAGACUUGGCACGAUGCGAGGGCCAUGAUGAGGCCCUCGUUUGUGAGAAACCAGAUUGCUGAUUUGGCAUGCUUUGAGAGGCAUGUCGGAAAUCUCAUUGCCAAGAUCCCCAAGGAUGGACAGACGGUUGAUUUGCAGGCUUUGUUAUACAUGAUGACUAUGGACUCGGCGACGGAUUUCAUGUUUGGCCAUUCAACAAACAUGCUCACCACACCUUCGGCUGAGGCCUCGGAAUUCACUGCGACAUUCGAGUACAUCCUUACCCGCUCGGCGAUCCGUUCACGUCUGGGCCUCCUAACCUUCCUGGAUCGCGACUCCAAGUUCGAUGAAGGAUUGAAAAUCAUCAACCGCUUCUGCGAUCGCUACAUCAAGAGCGCCAAGGCCGACGAAAAAGAUCCAGAGCGGGCAUAUGUAUUCCUUCACGAGAUGAUGGGCCAAGAUACCACGCCAGAGUACAUCCGGGGGCAACUGCUUUCAAUGAUUCUUGCUGGCCGCGACACCACCGCUUCAACACUUUCAGCUCUGUUUUGGAUCUUGGCCCGAAGGCCAGAGGUGGUGGCGCGUCUGAGAGCGGAAAUUGACGAGCUUAACGGAAGGCAGCCGACGUGGGAGGAGAUGAAGGACAUGAAGUAUUUGAACAUGGUGCUGAAAGAAAUUUUACGGCUGUACCCGACUGUUGCAACCAUGUCGCGCGGUGCAGCACGGGAUACCACCCUGCCACUCGGUGGUGGACCAGACGGCAAAUCGCCAGUGUUCAUCCAGAAGGGCACAAUGGUGCGGUGGUCCACCUUUGCCAUCCAUCGGAGGAAAGACCUCUAUGGGGAGGACGCCGACGAGUUCCGGCCCGAACGCUGGGAAAACCGCCGUCCAGGCUGGGAAUACUUGCCCUUCUCUGGAGGUCCGAGAAUUUGUAUUGGACAGCAGUUUGCGCUAACACAGAUGAGCUACUUCGUUGUGAGAAUCUUCCAAACAUUCAAGUCGAUUUCGCCAAGGGACGAGAGGCCGAUGGAGCAAUUGGUGGGCAUUACGCUCAAGUUGCCGAAUGAUGUACUAGUUAGCUUUGAUUCGGCUUUUUUCUGCCAUCUUUCGCCUCGAGAAUGGGUCGUGUUGAAUGUAGAUGGCAUGAUACCAUCAACUCCUUGCAUAACCUCUGGAUCUGUCAUAGUGAAAUAG
Messenger RNA from Colletotrichum truncatum, 1683 nucleotides. RefSeq names its product cytochrome p450 52e1. The record is from RefSeq and is a predicted model, not a curated record. Lineage: Eukaryota; Fungi; Ascomycota; Sordariomycetes; Glomerellales; Glomerellaceae. Gene Ontology annotation, molecular function: monooxygenase activity; iron ion binding; heme binding.